Mesorhabditis spiculigera is the source of this 333-nucleotide messenger RNA. NCBI's taxonomy places the organism in Eukaryota, Metazoa, Nematoda, Chromadorea, Rhabditida, Rhabditidae. The record is from the annotation of a GenBank genome assembly.
AUGGAUACCAUCAUAACAAUUGAGACCCCGAUCUCAGAGCCCCAGGCGGAUGAUGAUGGCAGUAGAUUUGAAUGUCCAAUUUGUCGUUGUGGUGUGACUGGGGCAGUAGUGACGCGUUGUGGCCACAUGUUCUGCUCGGAUUGUAUGGAGAAAUGGCUGAAGGUGGCGGCGGAGAAUCCACGUUGUCCGGGUUGCAAUAAGAGCAUCAUGGCAGAGGAGAGACCCCCACAAUUCCCGGAUCCCUUGAUUGUAUUCGAUUAUGUGCAUGUAUUGGUCUUGCAAUUGCAGUUCAUUCGCGGUGGGAACUUCGCUCUUAUCGAAUUCUAUAGAGCA